GCUGUUGUCUGCCGCAUCCCCAAUUUGAAUGUCUCUUCCCCCUUUCACACUUGCAUUAUUUGCAUAGCAAUUUGUACAAGCAUUCCCUCGUCUCCCUCGCCCUCUUUCUCAAUGCAUCACCUGACUCUCCCAUAAAAAUUCCAUAACACCUAACAUUCCUCCCCUUUCGCUUUCUCACCUGAUCACCAGAUAGUGAAAGUAAUGGCCGCUGUGAGUUCAAGAGGUGGAAGAAACUCUGAAGGAGUCCAGAUUCCGAGGAACAGAGAAACCAGUCCAGAGAGAUGCAGAGUAGCAUGGAGCGAAUCCAAUAAGUUGUCCAGAAAAGUCCCUGUAGUUUACUAUCUGUCCAGAAAUGGUCAGCUUGAGCAUCCCCAUUUCAUGGAGGUCCCUCUCUCUUCUAAUGACGGCGGCCUCUACCUUAGAGAUGUAAUCAACCGGUUAGACCUCCUUCGAGGCAAAGGCAUGGCUGGCCUCUACUCCUGGUCCUCUAAACGGAGCUACAAAAACGGCUUCGUUUGGCACGACUUAGCCGAUAACGAUUUCAUUCACCCAGCUCACGGUCACGAGUACGUUCUCAAAGGAUCAGAGCUUCUCGACCAUUCUAACAAACAGCUACUCCUCGAAACGAAACCUCAAGAAACUCUCCAAUCAUCAUCCAACAGUCAAGACUCGGAUUUUCCAGUUACCUCGAGGCGUAGGAACCAGUCCUGGGGCUCAAUCGAUCUUAACGAGUACAAAGUUUACAAGGCUGAGUCGCCCUCCGAGUCGAAUCGGAAACUCGCUGCUGACGCGUCGACUCAGACUGAUGAAAGCAGGAGGAGGAGGAGGCAGGCCAAACCUGUAGUCGAAGGAUUGCAGGAAGAGAAGAAAAAUAGUCAGGAACUGGAGGUGAACGGAGAAGAGAUUAUUGAGAUUUCACCCCCGCCGUCAGAUUCCAGCCCAGAAACUUUGGAGUCUUUGAUGAAGGCUGAUGGACGGGUGAUUUUGGGCGCUAGUGGUGAAGGGAGUGGCUUGAAUUUGAGUCAAACGGUGGGGAACUGUGGGAGGAUGAAAGCGUCUACGGUUCUGAUGCAGUUGAUAUCGUGCGGUUCGAUCUCGUUCAGGGACUGUGGGGCUACGGCAGUGAAGGAGCAAGGAUUGUCGUUGAUUACUGGACCAUAUAAGGGGAGAUUGCCACGUGGAGGGAACCGCGAGGGAACACCGAGGGAAAUUUCGAACAGGGUAAAAUUGGAAGAUAAGGAGUAUUUUAGUGGGAGCUUGAUCGAGACAAAGAAGGUGGAGGUGCACGCUUUGAAUUUGAAGAGGUCCAAUUCCUAUAAUGCCGAUAGGAGCUCGCAGCUGCACUUGGCAGAAAAGGAGAUUGAGGGGGUGCGCACCAAAUGCAUACCAAGGAAGUCAAAAGCAAUGGCAAUCAGAAAAGAAAGCAACGUUAAUGUUGUUGUUGAUCACAAUAAUAAUAAUAAUAAUAAUAAUAAUAACGGCAGUCAAGCAGGGAGCAGAAGACUCGAGGUCCAACAAGUCGAAGAUGUGGCUCGAUGAUGAGAUUGUGAAACCUGAUGCUGUAGCACGUUGCUUUUUGUAAAUUUACUCUGUAGCAUGGAACUGGAAAGAGAAAACUAAGAACAUAGGUAAAAGAAAACAAGGAAAUUAAUGGCGUUCAAGAAAGUGAUGCGUAGCUGCAACGGCACGGCGAGCACGCACAUUGAGGGUAAAAGUAAGAGCUGGGACUCGAUGUGAGAGAGAGGGGCUGUAAAGGUAGCUAAUUUCAUGGAAGUUUGUGUAUUAAUAUUUCAUCUGAGUUUAGAGCUGUGAGCUGGAGAAUAGGGUCAAUAUUCCGUACAGAGGUAUUUGUGGAAGUUGAAUACAUAAUCUUUUUAUUUAGCCUGUACUAAAUUAAAGAUUGUUUAACUAUUUUGUAGUUUGUACUCGUGAUUUUUGACUUUGAAACACGGGACACAAAAUUUUGUCCUAGGUGUUAUCGUUAACCA
This is a messenger RNA of Populus nigra (black poplar), 1988 nucleotides long. Its product is annotated as protein SOSEKI 5. Lineage: Eukaryota; Viridiplantae; Streptophyta; Magnoliopsida; Malpighiales; Salicaceae. The record is from RefSeq and is a predicted model, not a curated record. The transcript has 5 exons. Bases 202 to 1539 code for a protein of 445 amino acids.